AUGAGGAGGGAAUUCGAAUGCAGGCGUGAUCCGGCGACCAACGUCGUCGUGGUGGCGGCGCUAUUCUUCGUUGCAUGUGCGGCGCUCCUGGUGGAGAAAGCCUGCGGCGGGGAAGAGCCGGUGACGGAGCUGUCCAACGGCUUCACCGCGACGCAUUCCGCGGACGCGCCGGGGCGGUUCGAGCCUUUUCUCUACGCGACCAACGGCGUCUUCGCCCUCGGCUUCCUCCGCGUCGGCGCGUCCUCGCUGGACCUCGCCGUGGUCCACCUCCCGUCGUCCUUCCCUCUCUGGCGCGCCACGCCGGCGCGCCUCGCGGACUGGUCGAGCCCGGCCACGCUCUCCUUCGACGGCCGCCUGGUCCUUGCCACCGGCCCCGGGGCAGGCACCGUGCUGUGGAGCACCCUCAACCCCAUCGGCGACAACGUCAAGCUGCUCAACUCCUCCGAACUCAUCAUCCGGCUCUUCGACGAGCGCGGCACGCCGUGGCGGAGCUUCCACAGCCCGUCCGACACGCUGGUGCUGGACCAGAACUUCACCCUGUCGACGCCGCCGCUCAUCUCCGAGAACCGCCGCUUCGCGCUGCGGCUCGGCAAGACGUACAUGGCGCUGCACAUGGAGUUCUACGGCGGGCGCACGAGGCCCAUGUACUGGCAGCACACGGCCCUCAUGGCCCAGCCGGAGAACGGCACGGAGCCGCCGGUGUACGGCCGCCUCGACGGCCGGGGCUUCUUCGGGCUCUACCUCCAAGGCGGCAGCGGCAACGAGAGCGUCGACAGGAUCGCGUUCGACACCUUCCCCCGGAACCUCACCGGGGCCUUCCGGCGGAUGACGCUGGACGACGACGGAAACCUCCGCGCCUACUACUGGACCGACGGCUCCAAGGACUGGACAUCCGACUACCAGGCCAUCUCGGGGCAGUGCGAGCUGCCAACCUCCUGCGGCGCCUACGGCCUGUGCGUCCCCGGACAAGCUGCGUGCCAGUGCCUCGUCAACAGCACCACUGACGGAACUACCUCCCCGCCGUGCGCCGCCGUGGAGACCACCGACCUCUGCGGCGCAGGGCAGAUGUUCGACGUGGUGCGGCGGAGCCGGGUGUCGCUGGCGUACAAGGAACGGGUGCCGUUUGAGACGUACAAGACCGUAGCGGAAUGCGAGGAGUCGUGCGCUGAAGAUUGCACCUGCUGGGGCGCGCUGUACAACGGCGCGAGCGGGUACUGCUACCUCAUCGGCUUCCCCGUGGAGACGGUGGUGUACGAGGCCGACGACCGGAAGGUGGGCUACUUCAAGGUCAGGAAGGCGCGUCAGAGCGCGGCGCGGGCGCGUACCAUGUCGCCCGGCGCGACCGCCGCGACGGUCGUGCUGUCGCUGGUGCUGGCCGUGGCCGGGGCGUACGUGGGGUACUGGCUGUGGGAGCUCCGGCGCCGGCGACGGGCCGGCGGUGUGGGGAUGGAGCAGGAGCUGACGCCGCGACCCUACAGAGACCUCAAGUCCAUGGACAGCUCCAACAACUCCUUCAAAUCGUGA
This is a messenger RNA of Lolium rigidum, 1524 nucleotides long. Its product is annotated as PAN domain-containing protein At5g03700-like. The coding region runs from base 1 to 1524 and encodes 507 amino acids. The record is from RefSeq and is a predicted model, not a curated record. Lineage: Eukaryota; Viridiplantae; Streptophyta; Magnoliopsida; Poales; Poaceae. Gene Ontology annotation, biological process: recognition of pollen. The transcript has a single exon.